This is a messenger RNA of Knipowitschia caucasica, 351 nucleotides long. The record is from the annotation of a GenBank genome assembly. NCBI's taxonomy places the organism in Eukaryota, Metazoa, Chordata, Actinopteri, Gobiiformes, Gobiidae.
AUGGUAGUGGCAGUGCCCCUUCUGAACGUUAGAGAAAGCCAUGGUCUGCAUCUGAGCACCAGCCCUGCCGCAGCACCCGGAGGAUCCUCCACGGGCCCCCGCAGAGACCCCCGGGGCUCACUCCUCUUCCACCUGGCCCUUCUGAUCCACUGCCCGCAGAGAAACGGCGGCCGCGGCGUGGAUCAGUCCGUGGAUCGGUCCGUGGAUCGGUCCGUGGAUCGGUCCGUGGAUCGGUCCGUGGAUCGGUCCGUGGAUCAGUCCGUGGAUCGGUCCGUGGAUCGGUCCGUGGAUCGGUCCGUGGAUCGGUCCGAGUCCCACUGCGGUCUGCGCUGGGCUGAACACCCGCAGUAA